Cryptotermes secundus is the source of this 2601-nucleotide messenger RNA. Its product is annotated as vesicle transport protein GOT1B. Gene Ontology annotation, biological process: endoplasmic reticulum to Golgi vesicle-mediated transport; retrograde transport, endosome to Golgi. The transcript is spliced from 5 exons. The record is from RefSeq and is a predicted model, not a curated record. Gene Ontology annotation, cellular component: membrane; endoplasmic reticulum. Bases 327 to 749 code for a protein of 140 amino acids. NCBI's taxonomy places the organism in Eukaryota, Metazoa, Arthropoda, Insecta, Blattodea, Kalotermitidae.
GCCAAUAUGAGCAUGAGACUGAGAACGUUGAUUCGCAAAGUUUUUGCUGGUGUCGGACAUUUUAAACAAUUGAAUAUAUGGUUGGGUAGCAAUUUAAUUUUCUAAAUUUGUAUUGUCGUUGUAACUUGGAUAUACAAAGUACUGCAGUACUGAAUUUAUACUGUUUACUGUUACAUCCGAUUUUUUUUCUUAAAUACAUUACCAAAUGACCUGGUUGAUGGAACGUACGAACAGUUGUGUAUGUCAAACCAUGCCGUGUUCUUAAUGACGUGGAGUUUUAGGUUAUCUGUUUAUUAGACACAUAUAUUUAUAUAUUAUUACACAGCAUGUUUGAAAUAACCGACGUGCAGAAGAUUGGACUGGGCCUUGCAGGAUUUGGCGUGUCAUUUCUUUUUCUUGGUGUAUUACUUCUGUUUGAUAAGGGGCUACUGGCAAUAGGGAAUAUCUUAUUCAUUGCUGGGUUGGCCUGUGUAAUUGGCCUUGAGCGAACCUUCAGAUUCUUUUUCCAGAAGCAUAAAGUGAAGGCAUCAGUAGCAUUUUUUGGUGGAAUGUUUGUAGUACUAAUGGGUUGGCCUCUUUUUGGGAUGUUAUUGGAGACAUAUGGCUUUGUGUUGCUCUUCAGUGGCUUCUUUCCUGUUGCAAUAAAUUUCUUGAGGCGGGUUCCAGUUCUAGGAACAGUAUUAAAUUUACCAGGAAUUAGACGGCUGGUAGAUCGGCUGGCAGAAGAUUCAAAUAGGACUACAGUCUGAGAUUACAUGUAAGGGCAGCUACAGAUGUGAAGUACAGGCUGGCGAUUGUAGUUUGGUUGUCUGUAUGCCCGAAUAAUGAUCUAGAAGUGUCUUCAGCCGGUUUUAUGCCACUGCAAGCGACCACGUUUUCCUGCUCUGAUGACACAGAAGUGGUGCUGUGCCCAGUACUUUCAAACAAAAUAACAGUUUUCAUAUUGUUACAUGCUUGAUGACAAUGAAUGUGUGCACCUUUCAUACACUGGAACAGUUGUAUUAUUAUGAAAUGUUGGUGUAGUAACACAGAACAUGAUGCAUAAUGUCACAUGUUGUCAGAACAGAGAAUGACUUACAUAGAGUGGCCAUAUAGAGAAAGGAAGCCUACACACUUUCAGUUAACAGGAAUACAGGGUGAUUAAAAACUGACAGAACAGGUGUAAAAUAUAUUUGGUCCUUUAUAUUAUUACUGCAUCAAAAAUGUUAUUCAAAUUAAAUUCGUGUACUUAAUCUUUAUGAUAUGUGGCUAAACAUGAAAAUGACAAUGGGAGAAUAAUUUUUUCAUUUGAGUAAUUUCACAGUGUUAAACUGAUAUAUUUUAAGUCACUUGUAACUUGUCUCUUGUGGCUAAAAUGUUUAGUCAAGAUGUGAAGAAUCCUCCAUUCAGUCUGGAUGCCUGAGGGACACAAACAGUAGUUCUAAUUAAUUUCAAGAAUCAGUUCCCUUCCUUAGAAACAUUUAUUGAGCUGAUCAUGGAAUUUAAUUUAACCUUUUAUGAAUCUUGAAGGAUAAUCACUGUGUUGACAAGAGCCUGCUAUGUCUUAAGCCAGAUGAGUCCACUCCAUGCCCCCAUACAAUUUUUUCUUUAGGAACUAGUGUAUUCUCCAGUGCAUGCAUGGGUAUCCCAACUUAUGGCUGUCUUGUAUGUUCAUGAUACCCUUCUUAUGGUUCAAGAAACUCGAAAAGAUCCAGUUUCUUCAUACAAAAGUGAAACUUGCUUAUAAUAGAACCUCAAAGGACCUCAUCUUUUUGUUUUAGAUGAUUUUCCAAAUAAUAUACAGUAGGUAAUUCUGGAUUAAAACAAUGUAACUACCUCGUAUAUUUAUGGUCUAAAUAUGAAGCCACAGAUUCACGUGUCAUGUACCUAAAUGUCCUGAAUUGUGAGUGUGUCCAUUCAGUUGCUUUAUUCCCUUUCAAUUUCCUGCCUUUAUUUGUACCUACUUAAGUACCCUUGUAAGUACACUGCACAAUUCCUUCUCAUUUUUGAGACAGAUAUUUCUUCUCAUAUAAUUUCUGGGAAACACAGCACAGAACUGAGAGUUCUGUUUUCUGUGUCAAACAGUUUCCAUCAAUUAGAGGCAGUUUCGCACUGGUUUUUACUUUGUAUGUUGGUACCAGAUAAAUAUUCUGAUAAAGGUAGUUUCUACAUAGUCCAAAUUCUGGUUUGAUCAUAUUUUACCAUACUUUCAAGAACUGCUGUUUCUAGGGUGCUGUGCCUUGGAUACUUCUCAUUUUUCAAUAGUAGAUAACUUUAUAACUCAGCCUCAGUUAAAAAUUUGUCUCCAGUGUAAAAUGAGACAGUAUAGCUCAUUUAUUAAAAUGAAUGGAUUCUGACCGAAUGACCGAGGUUUGGCUCCCAGCCAGAGCAAGAAUUGUUCCCUUUGCCAACCCUGUCCACACUGGCUCUUUCUCUCACCUUGCCUCUUUUCCAUUGGAUGUCAGUGUUCUUUCCUAAGGAGCAAAAUGGCUGAAAUUGAUCACAUCUCUUUUGAGUGUCAGUGCAUAACAUGCAUGGAAUUCUUUUGACCAGUUGGAAGUGUCAGCAGUGAAGGCGUUCUUGUAAUUUGGCUCUUUUUGAAUAAAUUUCUGUGAACCGUGA